Vanessa tameamea is the source of this 8013-nucleotide messenger RNA. It is a transcript of the gene gig, whose product is annotated as tuberin. Gene Ontology annotation, molecular function: GTPase activator activity. The coding region runs from base 381 to 5993 and encodes 1870 amino acids. The record is from RefSeq and is a predicted model, not a curated record. The transcript is spliced from 35 exons. NCBI's taxonomy places the organism in Eukaryota, Metazoa, Arthropoda, Insecta, Lepidoptera, Nymphalidae. Gene Ontology annotation, biological process: negative regulation of Wnt signaling pathway; negative regulation of insulin receptor signaling pathway; regulation of small GTPase mediated signal transduction. Gene Ontology annotation, cellular component: nucleus; cytoplasm; TSC1-TSC2 complex.
AUGUCAUCUAAUUUGUUUACUAAUUUCAUUGUCACGUAGUCACCAUAAAGCUAUUUGUUAUAUUAAUUCUUUAUUGCAAUGACUAUAAUUAGAAGCAAUAUAACAAAAUCCAUCUUAUAUUUUUUAACUUCAAAACUUACAUAGCCGAUAAAAGCAAGACUUAAUAAAGUUUCCUUCAUGUAUUGAACUGAUAUCUGUCAGCUGUACGGAGGGAGGGCUAUCAAGCUGUCAGAUGGUGAAUAGCAAAGCAGAGCGGUAGUGAGAAUAAUUUUAACAAAUAUGUGUUUUUAUUUCCAAUUUCAUACGCAUAGGUAAUCGCCGCGCCUAGCUUUAGCUUUAGGUUAAUUACGAACGGGGACCAGGGUCGCUACGGGUGCAUAAUGGGCUCUAGAGAUAGGGACACAAAAUCCCUUCACGACAAGUUGAAAGUGUUCUUCAAGAAGGGUGCAUCGGCGCCCGUUGCGGCUCAAAACGAGCUGGUGGUGACGGCAGAACUGCGGCGAGAGCUGGGUCCUGAGACGCCGCUUAAUCGCCGCCUCCGUGCCGUCAAGGAGGUCGGCGACAAGAUCCUUCACAUUCGUGUCCAAGAUGGUGGUGUUGAAAAAAUUUGGGCUUGUACAAGGGACCUUCUCAAAGACUCAAAUGUAGAAGCACGCCACACAGUACUUGGUUUACUAAGAUGUAUUGCUGAAGGUCAAUCAGAACUGCUUAUAAUGCGCACCAUUUUAUUCCGGUACCUGCAGGAGACGCACCUGAACCAUCCACCAGAAGAUUAUCAACUCCGUUUUAAAUUACUUUACACUUUAACUAACACUGGAAAGGAUAUUAAAUGUCUUGAAGAACAGAUUGGGCCAUUUUUGAUAGAAUGGCUGCCACAUAUCCAAGCGCCGGCGCACAUAAAAGACUUCGUCAGUCUCAUCACAAAUGUUGUAAAAUUUAAUGCUGUCUAUUUAGAUGAGGAAAUCGUUCAUGGAAUUGUUAACAAUGCAUGUCAUCUCUGCGUGUACUCCUCGGACCCGGGAGUAGUCCAGGGGUGCCUGUCGCUUCUGGAAGCGGUCGUGUCGUACUCGCUGCUACCGCGCGCCGCUCUGCGGACCUUCGUCGCCGCUCUCUGCCGGACCGUCAACAUAGAGCAUUACUGUCAGAACAGUUGGAAGCUGAUGCGCUACGUGGUGGGCGCGGACAUGGGGCACGCGGCGCUGCAGGAGAUGGCGGAGCUGGUGCGCGGCGCGGGGGACGCCGAGGACGCGGAGGAGGGCGCGGGGCUGGCGCGCGGGGCCGUGUUCUACAUCAACAUGGCGCUGUGGGGGCCGCGCCGCGUGCGCACGCUGCACGUGUCCUUCCUGGCCGUGCUGCCCGCCUUCCUCAAGGCGCUGGCGGGGCGGCAGGCGGUGGUCACUUACGAAGUGGUUGUGGCGCUGCAGAGCCUGGUGACGCGCGUACCCCUGGAGGUGGACGAGGUUGCCUGGGAUCUCGUGCUCGCCAUCAUCCGUGCCGUGUUACAGCAAGAUAAAAGCUUCGACCCCCCCAACGAGCUGAUCCACAGCCGCGUGCACGCGCUGAUCACCUCCAUCGAGCAGCUGCACGAGGCGGGGCAGUUCCUCGGCGACGCGGACGCGCUGCUCGACCUCGUCGACUUCUGCGGACACGACCGGCCGGAGGCGUCCACCAUGCGGCUGCUGACGGAGCGCUGCGCGGCGCUGGGCGGCGCCGACGCGAGCGCGGCGCUGGCGCUGGCGGAGCGCUACGUGCGCCUGGAGCCGCGCCUGACCGUGCGCCUGCACGCGCUGGCCUGCGUGCUGGCCUAUAUCAAGCGCAACCGCUGCGGCCACGGCGAGGAGCUGGCGGAGCGCGUGGGCGGGCCCGUGGCGGCGGCCUGCGCGCAGGACGCCGAGCCGGCGCUGCGGGCCGCCGCCGCGCGCGCGCUGCCCGACCUGGCGCGCAUGUGCAGCUCCGACGUGUGCGUCGACCUCGUCGACCAGCUCGAGAAGAUCCUGAACCGCCCGUUCGAGAUGUACGUAGCCGACGUGUCGGUCCCGGCGGACGCGGACACGUCGGACUUGCGGCUGGCGGCCGUCGGGCUGCUGGAGCUGCUGCACGACAAGCUGCUGCGGGCCCCGGCCGCCCACGCCGCGCGCGCCUUCCUCGUGCUGCUCGACCACCUCGACCAUCACUACCGCCGGCCCGCGCUGCUGCACCACCACCCGGAUAUACGACUCAAGAUUUUCGAUAUGCUGUUUGCCCUCCGUGCGAACGCCUUCAACUGCGUCGGGUUCUGCUACGAAGGGGGGACGGCGGUGUACGGGGCCGCGGCGCUCCGGCUGCGGCCGCUGUGCUCGCCCUUCCUGCUGGCCGAGCCGCCGGCCCCGCGCGGCCACCAGCCCGCCAGCCAGACGCAGGGCAAGGACUUGCCGCCGGGCGCGUGCCUGCUGCCGGUGGGGCGCGCGGCGCGCACGCUGACGGCGGCGCUGACGCGCGAGGCGGAGUGGGCGGUGCUGGCGCACGUGCUGCGCGCGCUGCCGCAGCUGCUGCACGCGCGCGCGCUGGCCGUGGGGCGGCGCGCGCAGGACCUGGACCUGCUGGCGUCCACGCUGUGCUCCAUGGUGGCGGAGCGCGGCCCGGCGGGCGGCGGCCGCCUGCUGCUGUCGGAGCUGCACGCCGCGGCGCUGCCGGCGCUGGCGGCGCUGGCCUCGUACCACGCCUACCUGGAGCCGCAGACGCAGCAGCGCAUCGUGCGUUGUCUUCUCAAAUACGGGAUGGUGCUCCGCACUCCGCAGCCGUACAUAAACGCGCUGACCAUCUUCACGCUGGAGACGCGCGACACGAUGGUCAAGAUGCUGCCCGAGGUGCUGCUCGACCUGUCCAAGAUAUCCGACACGAAGGCGAUCGCCAGCCCCAUGCUGGAGUUCCUUUCCACGCUGACCCGCCUGCCGCGCGUGUUCGCGUCGUUCGUGGAGGACCAGUACAUGUCGGUGUUCGCGAUCCUGCUGCCGUACACCAACCCGUCGCGCUACAACCACUACGUGGUGUCGCUGGCGCACCACGUGAUCGCGGCCUGGUUCCUCAAGUGCCGUCUCUCCUACCGCAGAAACUUUGUGCGAUUUAUCAUACACGGCUUGCACAACUACAUAAUAAUGCCGUUCGAGGAGCAGCUGCAGUACAAGUCCAACCACUUCCAUCAGAGCGUCAACGAGGACUCGUCCAACAGGCAGAGGAGCUCCAGUCUCGGCUCCAAGGCGGUGUCUCGCGCGCCGCUCUCGGGGUCGCGCGGGGGAGCAGCCGUGGGGGCUGGGGGCAGUGCGGGGGGAGCCAGCGCUCCCGCCGCCUUCCAUGUGGAACUCACCGAGACCUGUGUCGACUUGCUUGCCAGAUAUACCUUCACACCCUGCAGCGUCAAGCCGCAGAGGAGCGACACGGCCGAGUUCCUCUUCAACGGCGGGCAGUCGACCACGUGGCUGGUGGGACACAAACUGAUCACCAUCACCACGUCCGGCUGCUUACAGAACUCCAUCAAGCAGGGCUUGUGCGAAAGGUGCGCCACGCUGUGCCGCCAGCACGCCGACGGCGCGCCCGCCGCGCCCGCCGGCCCCGCGCCCGCCGGUCCCCCCGCCGGCCCCGCCGCCGCCGCCGCCGCCGACGACGCGCCGCAGGUAGCGCCUCGUGGUCCGCACGUACAAUCGCCGUUACCGUUGCAGGUGAACGACAACUCCGAGGCGGCCAACCAGCUGCAGGUGCACCCGCACGCGGCGCCGGAGGUCAAACGGUACUGUAAGCGUGUAAGUGUGGGUGUGUGCAGCUACAGCAAGUACUCGCUGCAGCACAGCCGCUCCACGGAGACCUCCUGCUCCUCCCUGUCCAUCUCCGAGCUGCAGCCGCCCUCCAGCGGACACACCACCAGGCAGAACUCGGCGGAGAACAAGACGAGCGACCCCGUGUACGACGCCCUCAACCAGUUCUCGCAGCGCUUCGAGAAGCUGUCCAAGGAGGUGGAGGCGGCGGGCGAGUGGUGGCGCGUGGGCGCGCUGGCGGCGGCGCGCGCGUGCCCGUGCUGGUGCGCGCGCUGGGCCGAGCUGCACGUGCGCUCGCCCACCGGCGACGUGUCGUGGCUGCUGCGCAUGCAGAACAGGAUCAGCUCGUGGCAGCUGCAGGAGUGGCCGCUGCAGGACGUGCUGGCGCUGCUGUCGCCGCCGCUCAGCGACCCCUCGAGCGGCCUCGGCGACUCCAGGCCCGACCUCAGCUCCGAAGGCUCGCCACGCUCGUCCAGGUCGGCCUCGCAGCGCUCCCACGCGCCUGAUCUCCACAAGUCCAGCUCGGACUCCGUGGUGGGCAGCGACAAGCGCGCGAGUCAGUCGGCGGGCGCCGCCACCCGCAUGAGCACGCAGCCCAUCAACAUCCCCGGCUCGCCGCAGCGGCAGAGCUCGUCCAGCACCACGGACGACGACGACAUGCUGCUCAUCGUGCCGGAGGGCAAGUCGCGGCACCCCGUGCGGCGCUCCAACUCGUCCCCGGAGAUGUCGUCGUCGUGGAAGGCGGCGGUGCGGGAGCCCGACGCGGACGAGCUGGUGCUGCUGCCGGCCGAGCCCGCGGCUCCGAUGACGAUGCACGCGAGCAAGAAGGUGGGCAAGAAGAGCGACAUGCGCGUAUCGUGCGAGGCCAUACCGGAGGAGAUGUGCGGCACCUCCCCCCAGCCGCACCACGCGCACCACGCGCACCACGCGCACCUCAUGACGUACAACUCCGACCCAGUGUUUCAAAUAGGAACGACGGCGUCCGAGACGGAAGCGGAAACGAAGCCCGAGACGAACAACACGGCCGCCACCGCGACGCACCAUCAGCUGCAGAAGACGAGCAGCGACAGUCGCGUGACGCUGGGCCACGAGGCGGGCGCGGGCGCGGGCGCGGAGGCGGAGGCGGGCGCGGGCGCGGACGCGCGCGACGAGCUGCCGCCGCUGGCGCGCUCCAAGCGCUCCAACACCAUCUCCGUCAUGAGCCCCACGCGCCGCAACCGAGAGCUGACCCGCAACCCUCCCAGCACGGGAGGGGGCGGCAGUGGUGCCGGCGGUGGAGUGUCUCCGUCCUUCGUGUUCCUGCAGCUGUACCACAACAUGAGCACCUACCCCAUCUCGCCCACUGUCCCCGGGGAGACGCCGACGGCUCUGAACCCGCUGAUGGGUCGUCCGCUGAAGGUGUCUGGCGUGCAGCACGAGCGAACCAUUAAGAACCUCGACCUCGUGCCGCCCCUGGAGACCUACAAGGUCGGUGUCCUGUACGUGGGCCCGGGACAGCAGGACGACGAGGUGGCUAUAUUGAAGAAUGAAUACGGUAGUGUGAGGUACAUGGAGUUUUUGAGGCUGCUGGGUACGCUGGUGCCGCUCGAGGGAGCCGAGGAGCCCAACCUGUUCCUCAACCUAGAAAAGGGUGGCAAGGACGGGCACUACACCUACGUCUGGAACGACGACAUCAUGCAGGUGCUGUUCCACGUGGCCACCGCCAUGCCCAGCUCGCCGCGCGACCCCAGCUGCAACGAGAAGCGCAAGUACAUCGGAAACGACUUCGUGUCCAUCGUCUACAACGACUCCGGACACGACUUCAACAUACACACGAUCAAGGGCCAGUUCAACCUCUGCAUCGUCGUGGUGGAGCCGCUCGAGCACGCCAUGAACCGCGUCACGCUCAAGAGCAAGGACGAGCGGCUGCGCGGCAAGUUCCUCGCGCACGUCGAGCCGCACUGCGUGUCCGACGCCAACGUGGCGCUGCUGGCCCGCCAGCACGCGCUGCACGCCGCGCUGGCGUCGCAGAUCUCGCAGUCGCUGAAGCUGGGCGGCGCGGCGUACGCGUCCAACUCGCUGGAGCGGCUGCGGCUCAUCAAGCGGCUGCGCGCGCGCGCCGAGGACGAGCGCCGCGCCGCCGCCGCGCGCGCGCCCGCGCCCUACGCCGCGCCGCCCGACGCGCAGCGCCGCGUCGCCAUCGACGACUUCGACGACUACGCGUAGGCCGAGUCGCGCUCGGUCGCUUCAUGAUUCAUUCGGUCCCUUGGCGUUUUGAGGAGUGACGGACGCACGUUGAAAUCUAGUCACGGUAAUUGUAGAGAAGUACAUUCGGUCGGGAGCGAGUCGACUGCGAAUGUGUGACCGGCCGGCCGCUUCGCUCUGAACUUCUGUCGUCGAUAGAUGCUCUGCGGGAGCCAUGAAAUGAAGGCAGCUAUAAAAAUGCCAUACUCUUUUCGGUUUCGAUGACGAGUCGCAAAAGUGCGAACGACGUAUGUGUGCGUGUGCGCACACACACGAACUGUCUGCACUGUUUGUGCUUGAACAUCGAAAGCUGCUUAGACUUCGACGUUGCAUAGUUUGAGUGUUCCUUAAAUGUUAGCACUGUUCGGGAUUCAAAUUUCAAUGUACAAAGCCGAAUGCGACGCAAUUCUAUACUUAAGUAUUGUGCGAGCGAGCCAGCAAUUCUGUUGAAUACAAAAAUAUUAAAAUAUCCGAAUCCCGCUAACGAUAUACGGAUCGUAACAAGAACCCUGUCGAACUUGAGACUAGCAUCAUUACUUUAUUCAAUAAAAACGGUUCCGACGAGGUCUUUGUUCACUCCUGUAAAUAAAUUUGAUAGAAUUGAUCGCUCGCUGCAACACUCACCAUGAUAUUUGACCAAGGUCCGAGAUUAAAUGUUCAAUGUGAUCCACGCAUUACGGACGCCUGGUCUGAGACUGAGUCGAGUGUGUCAUUGAGAAUACGCGAUAUUGUAUGGCGAAUGGGGUUAAUAAUAUUAGAAACGUAAAACUUUUAUUGGCUUAAUGUAAUAUUAAAUGACAUCAAGUUGCUGAUUUUCAAAUUUUUUUCGUACGUUACAAUAUAAAUGAGGUCCUGAUAGUAGAAGUCUUCAUGUUUAGCUUAAAUAUGUCGCCGGCAGAUAUCUUCAACUGAAUCACUAAACUUUUUUGUACGUAAUAUAGAAUUGACAACUUGCCUACAACGAUUUUUCUAAACGAUUAUAUAUUUUAUAUGCCAUUGGAAAUCUCGAAGAUAUCUCUCUGUAGACAUUUUAUCACCGACCCCAGCUCACCAUUGAGCGUCUGCUAUGCCGAGCACCUCUAUACCCGAGUCAUUUGUAUUUUAAAUAGAUCAAUGUUGAGAACGAUGGAGUAAUAUGUAUUCUCAAUCAGAUACUCUAUAAUGAACGGUACUUGUCGAUAACAAAACAAAACUAUAUGUAAAAUUCACAUAAGUCAUUUUUUACAUUUUGUGAGAUGUGAUAAUAGUGUAGCGAUUAAAUACAGUAUCUUAAUACGAUAAUACAAAUAACGCUGGAGUUUUUCUACUACGCUUCGCUUCGAGACGAUCUGACCGGAGGCUGGAUUGUGAUCCCUGCGAUUCCUCCUCGACUAUCUUUUGCACAACUUUCAGUCAUUUUGAUAUCUGGCGCUGUCCUUUACUGAAAUGAGCCAAUGUCAUGAAAUCAUGAUGUUAUAUAUUCGGAUACUCUGUUUAUUGGUGUGUGUGAUGUAUGUACGCGUACAUUUGAAUACAAUUUAAAUAUGCCCAUUUAACUGCCUCCAGCUGAUGAUUCACUCGUUGGAAGUGACGACGAUGAAUAUAGAAACCAAAGACGUUAUGAAUUGCGCAACAGAGAUGCGUCUCACUCGUUUAAAUUGUAAACAAAUGUCGCCCUACACAAAAACAGGUCACGUGAUUAAAAAUGUAGAUAACGACCACGCGGCGACCUGGAGCUUAACAUGCACUGGCAACUAAACUACUUACAAGUGAAUCUGACGUAUUCGAUUCUAUUAUAUCGGAGAUUACGUUUUAUUUCGUAUUUAGGUUUGGAUAUUUAUACUGGUAUGGUCAGUCCGACGCGAGAGCGCGUCAUACGUCAGCGGUCAGACACGCGUGACGCGCAAUCUCAGUUCGCCGGUCGCGACCAUCUGGCAGUUGAGGCAUUUCUUGUUGAAAUAUUUUAUGUAGCAAUUUAUUUCCUGACGAAAGAUUUUGUAAUCGAAUAAAUGAUGGCUAUUUU